Messenger RNA from Ilex paraguariensis (yerba mate), 1853 nucleotides. NCBI's taxonomy places the organism in Eukaryota, Viridiplantae, Streptophyta, Magnoliopsida, Aquifoliales, Aquifoliaceae. The record is from the annotation of a GenBank genome assembly.
GCAAUCAGUCCACACUGUCAAAAUUAACCACCAUGGAAGCACCUGCUUGGGUUUUUCUGGCCAUGGCAUUCCUAGCUACAUUGUAUAUUUUCUCAAAAAUUCUCAAUUCUCACCACCAGAAAUCUCCGCCAGGUCCAAAGCCUUGGCCGAUCAUCGGCAACCUCAACCUCAUCGGCCCCCUCCCCCACAAAUCCCUCCACAAACUGUCCCAAAAAUAUGGGCAGUUAAUGCAGCUCAAGUUCGGUUUCUUCCCCGUCGUAGUGGCCUCAUCUGCUGAAAUGGCAAAGCAAUUCUUAAAAACACAUGAUCACAUCUUUGCCUCUCGGCCAGAAAUGGCAGCCGGAAAGUACACCACUUACAACUACUCUAACAUAACCUGGUCCCCUUAUGGACCAUACUGGCGCCAAGGCCGCAAAAUCUUACUCACUGAGCUGUUUAGCUCGAAAAGGCUUGAGUCAUAUGAAUAUAUUCGUGUUGAAGAAAGGCAAGCUUUCAUGUCACAUCUAUAUGCAGUGUGUGGAAAGCCAAUCAUGCUUAAAGAUCACCUCUUACGUUACACUCUUAGCAUCUUGAGCAGAAUUGUACUGGGCAAGUCAUACGUUGGUGAAUUGAAAGAUGAAAAUGAAAUCAUUACGCAUGAAGAAUUUCAGGAAUUGUUGGAUGAGCUGUUCCUACUGAAUGGUGUUUUGAAUAUUGGAGAUUGGAUACCUUGGAUUAAUUUCUUGGACUUGCAGGGGUAUGUGAAACGAAUGAAAGCUUUGUGCAAGAAAUUUGAUAGGUUUUAUGAUCAUGUGUUUGAUGAGCACAGGGCCAAAAGGGCAAGGGAGAAGAAGGAUUUUGUGGCAAAGGAUAUGGUGGAUGUGCUGCUGCUGUUAGCUGAUGACCCUGAUCUUGAGGUUAAGCUCCAUAAUGAUGGCGUCAAGGCUUUUACACAGGACCUAAUGGCCGGUGGCACGGAUACCUCCCUUAAUAGUCUUGAAUGGACAAUGUCGGAACUUGUGAAACAUCCACACAUAAUCAAAAAGGCAACCGAAGAACUCGAUAGAAUAGUUGGGAAAGACAGAUGGGUGGAAGAGAGAGACAUACCCCAACUUCCUUACAUGGAUGCAAUCAUAAAAGAGACAAUGAGGUUACAUCCAGUGGUUGUACUGCUUGCACCACAUUUAGCACUUGAAGACUGCAACGUAGCCGGUUAUAACAUUCGCAAAGGGACUAGAGUCUUCAUUAACACAUGGAGUAUAGGAAGGGACCCCUCACUAUGGGAUGAACCGGAAGAAUUCAGGCCCGAGAGGUUUUUAGGGAAGGGAAUUGAUGUAAAGGGGCAGAGUUUUGAGCUAUUGCCCUUUGGCUCGGGGCGGAGGAUGUGCCCGGGUUACAGUCUUGGACUGAAGAUGAUCCAGUCGAGUUUGGCCAACAUGUUACACGGAUUCAAUUGGAAGUUACCUGGUAAUAUGAAGGAAGAAAAUUUAAGCAUGGAGGAAGUUUUUGGACUCACUACAAUUCGGAAGUUCCCACUUGUUGCAGUCUUGGAGCCAAGACUUUCAGCUCAUCUUUAUCAGCAUCCACACUGAUUUCAUGAAUAAUAGUUCUUUGUUGUUAUGCAUUAAGGAUUUGUUAGAGUACUGCGAUAUUAAAUUGAAGUUGGGUCGUUUGAAAGAGGGCAAAUUGAAGUUUACUUCAGUAUGGUAUUUCUGUAAGACACUCUUUAUCUUUUUUCUAUGCAGAAUAAAUAAAUGGAUGCUUCUUAUAACAUCCUUGGAAGUUCUUGUAACAUACUAAAGAGAUAUAUUUUGGAAGACUUUUAUUCUAAAAUUAUGCAUGUGGGCAAAUUGAGGUUGUGAAUUUUGAGCUAG